GUGGAGCCUCAUGUCAAAUUAGCGCAACGGGUACUUCAGCUGUUUACGAUCAACAGAGUUUAGGAAACAAGAUAGUUAGACAACAAUGUAGGUUUUAAACUCCACGCUGGAAUAUAAUGGCAAGAGAAAACACUGUUAGCUGAUGGUGCUAGUUUGUUCUCUUGGUAGGCUACUAAUGGAACACUUCGAGCAGAAACAGGUCGUCACCGCUAGCCAAAGAGGCUACAAUGGUUCGUUAGCAAUGUCAAGUCAUAACCUUCCGCCGGUGCGGCAUCUGCCACAAUGGACCCGGGUCGGGCGCCUCGGGAAGCCUUGCUCGCCUCGGCGUUUACCUCCAAACAAACUGCAGCCACAGCCUGUCCUCCCGCCAGCCGACAAACGAGUGUGGAGGGCAGCAGAGGUGUCCUGUCACAGCGACACGGACCCCCACGUCGCGUCCAUGCGGAGGAAUAUCCAGUUCCUCCAGCAGCAACACAAGGACACUCUCGAGAAGCUCCAUGCAGAGAUAGAGUAUCUCAGACGGGAGAAUAAAGAGUUGCAGUAUAAGAUGAUAAUGGAGCCUCCCAAGUCCUGUAGAAAAGGAGUGACACAAAGUCGGCGAGGCAUCAGACCCCCCACUCAGGGAAGUGAAGCCCAUACGGGACUCUACCUGGAGGAGACGCUGCAGGACACUCGACCCUCACAGGACCAAGCACUGAGCCUUGGAGAUGGCAGCGACAUUCUGGGAUGUGCCAGGCAGGAGCCCAGCCUAGAGGUGAAGGGGGGUCUCAUCACCUCAUUACAACCUCUACGAAUCCACAGCAACCCCUCCCAUCCGCCGCGAGCCCCCACCCUGCAGGAAUGUGAGGUCAUCAUUCGGCAGCUCUACAACGCGAACAGCUUACAGUCUCAAGAAAUCAUACGUGUGAAGGCAUUGCUGAGAGAUAUUGUUUUGAGCAAAAAAAUCACCCCAGAGAACUACAUCCUGACCAAGGCCUUCCUUGUGGACGGAACCCGCAAAGUCACAGAAGAAAAGACAUUUCCGAAACUUGGUCUUCAAACAUUUCCCGAAAAGCCGUCCGGACCCUCUCACUCUGGGGUGGUCCUCCCUGCCCUGAAACAGAGCCUCAGCAGCAGCAUCGCAGACAGACAGAGGAGGACCCGUGCUGUGCAGAGAGACCGCUUCAAAAGGACGGUGCACUGACAGGAUCCCCAGCACACAUCCAGUACACUGUUAUCCACCACCAUAUAAAGUAUUUCUGUCCUAUCAUAUUUUUUUUAAUAAUUGUACUCAUGAAGGACCCACUUACAUGAAAAGAUAAAAAUAGUUUUUCAUUCUGCACACAAACAGAAAAGGAAAUAAAGUCACAAAUGCAGUUUUGUCCUUGGAACGGUAAAUGUAUUUAUUUAUUGUUUGCCAAACAUUUUAGGACAUUUGAACUAUAAAGGUAGACAUCUCUAACUGAACAAGGCUGCUUUUACCAAACUGAGUCAGCAUUCAGUGCGUUGAGCUUUUAGAGGACAUUCAUUGUAAUUCUGCCAAAAUUAUGGGGGAAUUGUACAGUACUAUAUAGAAAUAAUAACUUGUUAUUAUUCAAACUAAUUCAUACUUUCAUCACUGCAAACAACCAAAGUUAUCUCUCUAAAAACACAUUAAGGAAAAAGAAUAACAACUUUUUUCCCAGGCCCCUUUUGUACACAACAAAACUAGAUUGAACUAUCUUAACAAAAAAAGAGCUCUGUCCUGUUUUUUUACAACGACUUCUGCUCUUCCUGUCUUUUUAACAUAAUAUUUUUGGCAAUGGUCUUAAGAGUGUGAGAAGACACACAGCUGUGAAAAGCCAAACAUGUUAAA
This is a messenger RNA of Trematomus bernacchii (emerald rockcod), 1834 nucleotides long. RefSeq lists its product as uncharacterized. The transcript is spliced from 7 exons. The record is from RefSeq and is a predicted model, not a curated record. The coding region runs from base 143 to 1183 and encodes 346 amino acids. NCBI's taxonomy places the organism in Eukaryota, Metazoa, Chordata, Actinopteri, Perciformes, Nototheniidae.